This is a messenger RNA of Penicillium cosmopolitanum, 1902 nucleotides long. RefSeq names its product ferric reductase family protein. Gene Ontology annotation, biological process: copper ion import; iron ion transport; intracellular iron ion homeostasis. The transcript is spliced from 4 exons. Gene Ontology annotation, cellular component: plasma membrane. Gene Ontology annotation, molecular function: ferric-chelate reductase activity. Lineage: Eukaryota; Fungi; Ascomycota; Eurotiomycetes; Eurotiales; Aspergillaceae. Bases 1 to 1902 code for a protein of 633 amino acids. The record is from RefSeq and is a predicted model, not a curated record.
AUGGACAUGGACAGUAGCAUGUCUGGAGGCCCCGGCCUCACGGAUGCGGGCCUAAAUAUGUCGAAUUAUACAGUUGCAUCGGACUUUCUAGCCGCGCUUCUCGAUGACACCACCUUGCAGCAGUCCGAUUAUGCUAUCGCUCGGGCUUUUUGGUACGGCAUUGUCAUUGUCAUUGUGUUGGCGGGCAUGGUCAACUGGAGUCAAUGGGGUCUACUGAAGUUACGGUCGGUUACACUAGAUAUCGUGUUGAUCAUACCUUGUUGCACGGCUGUGGUUCGAGAAGUUUCCUACCAUCAGAUUACCCCCACAAACUCGUGGCUGCGGAUACCAGCAGUUGGAUCAAUCCUGCUGAUUCUAAUAUAUUUUGGCUACAUCAUGGGAUUGCAGUUCUUUGAUUGGAACUAUCCUGGCGCUCAAUAUUGGGAGGCACAGGGCCUCCGCGCGGGCUGGCUCACGAUAGCUCAAUUUCCACUUCUCCUUCUCCUUGCUGGGAAGCGGAAUUUGAUUGGAUACGCAGUAGGUGCCUCGUACGAGCGACUCCAGAUUCUGCACCGUUGGGUGGCAAGGAUCAUGCUACUGACUGCUACCAUCCAUGGUGGUGUUCAAGCCUAUGGAUGGAAAAAAAUAUGCUGGAUUCUCUUGCUUUGGCUCGUUUUUUCCGCAACUGCUCCAAUUCGCAACUGGCGUUAUGAGAUAUUCGUGGUUCAACAUAUCAUCACUUUCAUUGGAUUUGUGGUGGCUAUUUUCUACCAUUUGCCUUCAACCGCCCUGAGUUCAAGGAUAUACGCUUGGAUCGGGGUCGGUCUGUUUGUCUUUGACCGGUUGGUCCGGGCCCUUAUCUACGCUUUCAACAAUAUGAAGCUGGCAAACUUCACCCUUCAUGCUCUCUCGGGCGAUGUCACGAAAGUUCGGAUAAAUUCCCCUCAGAUCAAAAAAUGGAGCCCAGGGCAGCAUGUCCUUCUGUCUAUUCCCGAGUUAGGACUUGGUCAAUCGCACCCGGCGACAAUUCUCUCUAUUCCCUCGUCUCAUGAUAAUGACCUAGUGUUCAUCUUGCGAGCUCAUCGAGGCUUCACUCAGCGGCUACUCCGUUCGGCCAAAUCAUCCUCCACGGACCUAUCCCAGGGGGCUGAGGUAAAAGAGAGUAAUAGCAACGUGGAUGCUGUUCCGAUAAUAAAAAGGAAGCACUUUUCGCUCAUCGGCGGACCUUACGGCGGAUCACAUUCCGAUUUUGCGGCAUUCGACACCAUCCUACUCGUCGCGGGAUCAACUGGUGUUACAUUCACUCUACCAAUUUUGCUGGACAUUGCUCAUAGGUCAGAAAAUCAGAGGCUUCCAGUACGCAGAAUAGUGUUUGCUUGGGUCAUAAGGACCAUUUCGUGCAAAGAGUGGAUUGCGGACGAGCUACAACGGGCAACCGAAUCGCUACUCAAUGUUGGAAUUGAAAUUGAAGUGCGAUUAUUUGUGACCUGUGAGGUUGAUGCGACGGAGAAAUCAACAAAGAAAGCAGGAUGCAAAUGCAAGAAUUCAGAAGGGCCGUGUUGCUGCAGUGAUUUAGGUAUUGAAAAAAGCCAAGCUGCUCCCAGCACAUUUAUCACUCAAGGAAGUGAUGAUCUAGGCAUCGGAUCAUCUUCGGCCGAAAGUCUACGACAAAGGCAGCCGAAAAUGGGCAACUCGUUUCUAUCUGCCUGCUUCACAAUUGAGUCUGGCCGGCCUCAGCUGAAGCCUCUUCUUUGGGACCUACUGGAUCAUGCCAAGGGGGAAACUGGUGUGGCAGUGUGUGGACCUCUGGGAUUAGUGAGCCGUGUUAGAAACACGGUUGCUACUGUUAGUGAGCAACGCGGUUCAAACAAAGGAACCGGUGCUGAAGGUGUGUAUCUACAUGCAGAAAGUUUUGCUUGGUGA